AUGACAGAUGGAUCGCUCUGUGACAUGAGCAUCAACACACCCAAACACCGAAGCACGGGCGGCACCCUGUCUGACCCCCCCGGGCCUCCCUGGAAUCUUCCUUCCAUCGGGAGACUCGAGGUGUUUAAGAACGUUAUCUCAAAUGCACAGCUGUCUCAAAGGUCUCGCUGGAAUAGACGACUGAGUGGGAAACGCGGCGCAUCGAUGCUGCUUUGGGAUUCUGCUCUCAUCUCCCCUGCUGGGGCUGAUUUUGGAUCUACAGUUUGGAACUUUUUUGGCUUUCAUGUGAAGCGUGACCCUGAUGGUAAGCGCGUUGUGGACAAAACUACCACAGUAUGUCGGAGAUGCCACACAAUGCUUAAUUACUUCAGCGGGAACACAACAAAUAUGACUGUACAUUUACGCCGACAUCACCCUGAUGCAAAGACAAGUGGAGUCAGGGAAAAACAGCAACAACCAAGCAUGCAAAAAGCUCUUCCCGAGUCAUUUAGACAGCCGUUUACACGUGAUUCCAAGAGGGCAAAAGAAAUAGACAGGGUGAUAGCUACUUUUAUUGCUGUCGACAUGCGACCGUUUUCUGUAGUAGACAACAUCGGGUUUCGGGAGAUGCUGAGAGUACUUGAGCCCCGUUACAAUCUUCCUUCACGAACGUAUUUCACCGAGACCGCAGUUCCUGCUUUGUACAAUGAGACGAAAGCCAAAUUAGAGACGGCAGUGUCAGCAGCACCCGCUGUUGCUCUGACCUCAGACGGCUGGACGUCAAGAGCUACACAGAGCUUCCUGACCGUCACCGUACAUUAUAUUGAUGCAGAAUGGCAAAUGAAAAGCAGUGUUCUGCAGACACGCCUCAUCGAAAGUCACGCCACAAACGACUUGGCCAAAGCUCUGUCAGAAGCAGUGGAAGACUGGAAGUUAGUGCGAGCAAAAGGUACUAUACCUGUAACUACUGACAACGCCAGGAACAUAGUUAAUUCUGUCACAGCUGCUGGGCUGGGGCCACAAAUUGGAUGCUUUGCACAUACCAUUAAUAUAGCAGCUCAGAAAGGAAUGGCAGUGUCGAAAGUUUCCCAUCUCCUUGCAAAGAUGAGGAAAAUAGUCACCUUUUUUCACAGAAGCACAACAGGACACAAUGUGUUGAAGAGAAAACAGGAGCUGCUACAGCUUGGUGAAAAAAAACUGAUCCAAGAUGUUUCAACCAGGUGGAACUCCACCCAUGACAUGAUGGAAAGAUACCUUGAACAGAAAGAUGCAGUGUUUGCUGCUAUGGCUGACAACACUGUGAAGAAGAACAUGAAGAACAUAAACAGUCUAUCUGAUGAUGAACACACACUGGCUGAAAAUCUUGUUGCAGUCAUGAAAACCCUAAAAACUGUCACUAUCAUGAUGUGUGAAGCAUCAUCUCCCACAGCAUCCAUGAUCAUGCCACUUAAAAUAAGCAUACUGAACUCCAUGGUACAGUCUGAUGAUGACAGCCCAACAGUGAGAGAUGUAAAAAAACACAUCAGGGAUGACCUGGAGCAGAGAUACACAGAUCCUGCCAUUCAGCAUUACCUCCACAAGUGCACGGCUUUAGAUCCACGCUUCAAGUCCCUGCGACACUUGGAUGAUGCCACUCAGCUGAGAAUUUUUGCAGCACUCAACACAGAGAUUGUCCUGAGCAUUGAAGAAGGUCAAGCUGCAGGCAACACAACAACAGCCCCCUCUACGGAUACCGAAGCACCACACUCUUCAGAUUCACCAUAA
Molecule: messenger RNA, 1743 nt
Organism: Nothobranchius furzeri (turquoise killifish)
Lineage: Eukaryota; Metazoa; Chordata; Actinopteri; Cyprinodontiformes; Nothobranchiidae
Source: RefSeq, a predicted model, not a curated record